AUGCCGGCGACGCGGUGGCGGCGGCUGCUACUACUGCUGAAGAGCUUCGCGUUUCUCGGGAGCCGGCCUCUCUCUGCCUUCGUCCAGCCUCAGCCGCCGCCGCACCUCGUCGCUUGCCGGCUUCCAGAGAUGGCGUGCGAGUCUAUUAGUAGGCGCGUGGUAGUGAUGGCGGCUUUCAGGGAGACUUUUCCUGUCACUGGAUACUGUUCCUACUACCGGCGGCGGCGGCGGCGGCGGCGGGAGCAGCUUCUAAGUAGCCCCGCUGCUGCUGCUUCCAUGCUGCACAGCCCUUCUGCAGGAGGGGCCAAAGGGAAGUCUUGA
Podarcis lilfordi (Lilford's wall lizard) is the source of this 321-nucleotide messenger RNA. The record is from the annotation of a GenBank genome assembly. NCBI's taxonomy places the organism in Eukaryota, Metazoa, Chordata, Lepidosauria, Squamata, Lacertidae.